GCCAACAUGGACGCCAAAAUUGCCCAACAUGUGCAAACUAUUUCUAGUUCUGCAAGCGGAGAAAAUGUUUUAAAAUGCUUACAAGAUCUCAACAUACUCGUCGAUUCAAGAAGUUUAAGUAGCGAGCAGCUCCUAGCCCUCAUCCCUCCGAGUGUUCUGUUCAGGCGCUUGGCUUUAAACCAUACGAGUGAAAUAAGCCAUUGCACUGCCUUAUUAAAGAAGCUAUUAAACUACAUGAAACCCGAGUUGAUUAUAACAGAGUUUGAGGUAGAAGCUGUGCAGGGAGUGAAUCAUCCUUCAGUAGAAGUCAGAGAGUUGUGUCUUCACCAGGUUGAAAGAUGUGUCCAAACAAACAGCGGAGUUUUAAAAGUUAUCCAAAAUUUAGACCUGGUGAAUUUCGUCAUUAGAAACUUGGGACACUCCCAUAUGGGUUGUGCUAAAAUUGCUAGUAGUAUUCUGUUAACUGUAAGUCGUCAUGGUGAAGGUUUGGCAUUGCUAUUAAAUAUGCAUUCUCAAGCAGAAUUCUCAGAAUUAAUGAGGGAAAGUUCAAUCAUUUGUUUUCGAGUCUAUGAACUGUUUGUUAGGAUUUUUGAAGCCAAUCAAAAUGCUUAUGAACAGUUUGAAACAAUCUUUACCAGUUUGGCAGCAAAGAUUGACAGUGAAGAUGUUUUAAUACAGAUGAAUUGUAUAGAGCUAUUAACAGAUAUUGUUAACGUAAAUGAAGUUGCAUAUCAAUUUCCUGAGAAGACUGGUGUUAACCAGAAGUUGUAUAGUAUAUUGACAUCUGCAGAUGCAAACCCUUUGGCGGCAUUGGUAUUACCAGGUAUUAUCAAGUUCUUUGGGUUUUUAUCAAUAAAUAACCCUAAUUUUAUUCUUGAUAAAUAUCCACAAUUUUACAACUUCAUAUUCAACUGCAUCACAACAAAUGAUAGUAGUUUACUGGUUGUUGCUGUGGACACAAUUGGCACUAUUGGCUUAUCCAAUGAGGGUCUAAAAGUUCUAUUUCAAAAUGAGUCCAAACGAAACAUUAUGGUCAUAAUUGGAAAUCUUUUGCAAACUGCUGAUGAAGAAUUGAGAGUCCAUUGCUUGGAUUGUCUUGCCUUCCUCUUUGCUUCUGAUGACGACUCUGACAAGAAUACUGUUGAUCUUAUACACAGUCUAUAUCAGAAGCUUAAUACCAACCCAAUGCAAAUGUUAUUUGAAGUUCUCAAACAACCAUUUAACGAUGUAAGAAAAUCCUGCUUGAAGAUAUUCUUCAAUUUGGUCAGCUAUCAAUGGAUGCUAGCUGAUAUGAAUAAUAUUCCAGGAUUUUUCGAAUACCUGUUGGACCGACGUACAGAAAACCAGAAGGAAUGUCAAGAAUUAAAAUACGAAGUCAUAAAAAAGAUGUCCCUAUCCCCGUUCAUCUCAACGGCGUUUGAUAAACCUUCCAUACUUAAACUGAAACAAUUUGUUAGAGACGGACCUUUCUACGUAGGCUCUGAAGUGUCCGUCUCCGUUGAGGAAUGUUAGCUAAUACGAGCAAUUUCAUAUUAACAUUCAAACUAAAAUCUCCGUAUGCUUAUUGUCUAGAAAUAUUAGUAUUUCUUUUACUUGGGAGAGAUUACCAUAAGCAAUAAUAAAUGUAGUUUUGCCUGCUUAUCAAUUAUCAUCAAUGCUUUCGUUCGUCUGUGGCUCGCGACCUGAAUACUCAAAUUAGCUUGCUCCUGGGUUAAAACUCUUAAGCAUUAUAUUCGCGUCCAUUUGUUUCUUGUAAAAAGUAAUUUCAGGAAAAAAAAUGAAGCCGGAUAAUAUUUCUAAAUGUUCGUUUACACUUGCGAUUUUUGCUGCGAUUUUCCUCUUUUGAUAGAUGUGAAUGAGUUACGAAUGCCCUGAUGUAUAAAAGCCCUUAUUUAAACAUCAGUAUAUAACUAAAUCACUCUUUCACAUCUAUCAAAAGAAGAAAAUCGAACAUAAAAGUGUAAACGGGCUUUUAAAGAACAUAUUCAACCUCGUGAAUAAGCUGAAUGUUGGGAAUUUCUGUAGUUGGGACAGCUGGUUAUCAGCUCAUUUUUAAGAGGCUGAUUAUAUGCCGAAAUAUCAUUUCAAUUCAUAUUAAUAUUGUAACAAUCCUUGAAAAAUACAAUUUAGCGUAUGCAAAUAAUGUACACUCACAGCUCUACUUUUUGGAUGAUUAUUAGAAAAGGCAAAUCCGCAUUAUAAGAGGUUAAAUCAAUUAUUCACUGAUGGUCUGAUUUUGCGAAA
Messenger RNA from Dendronephthya gigantea, 2244 nucleotides. RefSeq names its product 26S proteasome non-ATPase regulatory subunit 5-like. Bases 7 to 1512 code for a protein of 501 amino acids. Gene Ontology annotation, cellular component: cytosol. Gene Ontology annotation, biological process: proteasome assembly. The record is from RefSeq and is a predicted model, not a curated record. Lineage: Eukaryota; Metazoa; Cnidaria; Anthozoa; Malacalcyonacea; Nephtheidae. The transcript is spliced from 4 exons.